Plasmodium gaboni is the source of this 858-nucleotide messenger RNA. RefSeq names its product high molecular weight rhoptry protein 2. The transcript is spliced from 2 exons. NCBI's taxonomy places the organism in Eukaryota, Apicomplexa, Aconoidasida, Haemosporida, Plasmodiidae. The record is from RefSeq and is a predicted model, not a curated record. The annotation marks the transcript as partial.
AUGAACUUGUUAGAUUAUUACUCUCCUAUGGUCCAUUCCGAAUCUCACUGUCAAGAAAAGAUGCAAGUUUUAUUUAUAUCCUUAAGAGAUAGUAAAGAAGAAAAUCGUAGUGAAAUAGCUCAAAAAGUUAAGAGUGCCUAUUACCAAUGUAAAUUAGAUUACUAUAAGAAUCAUCAUAGUGACUUUAUCCACAGAAUACAUCCAAAUGAUUUCUUAAAUAGAAAAGUAUAUGUCUUAAAACAACCAUAUUAUCUCAUGAGUAAUAUUCCUUUAAAUAACCCAAAGAAAAUGUCACGUUUAUUUGUAACUGAAGGUACCUUAGAAUAUUUAUUAUUAGAUAAGAUUGAUAUUCCAGAAUGUUUCGGACCAUGUACUAAAUUACAUUUUAACAGAGUAGUUAUUAAAGAAUCAAAACCAAGAAUAUAUGAUAUGACCAUAAACAAUGCUUUAGUACCAGAAAUACAACCAUAUAACAGAAGAAAAUAUAUGACUGUCUAUAUACAUGAAGCAUAUGUUAAGAAUAUUGUUUCAGAUGCAUUAAGUGGUGAACAAAUAAGAAGACAUGAUAUUGAAAAGGGUAAUAUCAAAAUAUGUAUGGGAAAAAGUACAUACCUUACAGACCCUAUCUUAACUGAAGAUCAUUUCAAUUUAACUCAUAAACCAGUAUAUGAUUUCUCUAGUGUUAAACACAACUUGAAAGUUUUCCAUAUGAAAAAUGAACAUUUAGUAUCUGAGGAUCCAAACGAUGACUGUUUCAUCAACUACCCAUUGGCAACUACCAAUAUAGAUAUAACUGAUCCAUACAAAGAAAUCAGUGAAGACUUAAUCAAAAACUUGUAUAUCUUAAAAAGUAGUUAA